GACUGAUUACUAUGCUCAGAAACACUUGGUAGUGUAGGAUAAAAAUAAAUACAAUAGACCAAAAUACAGGAUGAUCGUCCAUGUCACCAACAGAGACAUCAUUUGCCAGAUAGAUUAUGCUCGUAUAGAAGGAGACAUGAUAGUUUGUGCGGCAUAUGCUCAUGAACUUCCAAAGUAUGGUGUGAAGGUUGGCUUGACAAAUUAUACUGCAGCGUAUUGUACUGGUCUGCUGCUGGCCCGCAGGCUUCUGAAUAGAUUUGGCAUGGACAAAAUUUAUAAAGGCCAAGUGGAGGUAACUGGAGACGAAUAUAAUGUGGAAAGCAUUGAUGGACAACCUGGCGCCUUCACCUGCUAUUUGGACUCAGGACUUGCCAGAACUACUACUGGAAACAAAGUCUUUGGGGCUUUGAAAGGAGCUGCGAAUGGAGGCUUGCCUAUUCCUCACAGUACCAAACGAUUCCCUGGCUAUGACUCGGAAAGUAAGGAAUUCAAUGCUGAAGUGCAUCGGAAACACAUUAUGGGGCAGAACGUUGCAGAGUAUAUGCGUUACCUAAUGGAAGAAGAUGAAGAUGCCUACAAGAAACAGUUUUCUCAGUACAUAAAGAACAACAUAACUCCAGAUAUGAUGGAGAAUAUGUAUAAGAAAGCUCAUGUGGCUAUAUGGGCCAAUCCUGUUUAUGAGAAGAAACCUAAGAGAGAAGUUAAAAAGAAGAGGUGGAACCGUCCCCAAAUGUCUCUUGCCCAGAAGAAAGAUCGGGUAGCCCAGAGAAAACAAGUUUUCUUAGAGCUCAGGAGUGGCAGAGUUAAAAUCAACCAUGAUUUUUUUGUGGAGAUUUUGCAAAGACAGUAA
Molecule: messenger RNA, 850 nt
Organism: Sorex fumeus (smoky shrew)
Lineage: Eukaryota; Metazoa; Chordata; Mammalia; Eulipotyphla; Soricidae
Product: 60S ribosomal protein L5-like
Exons: 1
Coding region: 71-850 (259 amino acids)
Biological process (GO): translation; ribosomal large subunit assembly
Cellular component (GO): cytosolic large ribosomal subunit; ribosome
Molecular function (GO): 5S rRNA binding; structural constituent of ribosome
Source: RefSeq, a predicted model, not a curated record